AUGACAUCCUCUUUGCAGAAGUAUGAUUUUGUAGAAUAUGGUGGUAUUAAAAUAUUAAUUCCACUUUUCAAUCUAAUUCAAUAUUAUGAUCACUCUAAAAUUGAUGAUUUGUUCGAAAUCCUACUCUACACUCUUUUGCAGGAUAGUCAAAUCAACAAAAAUCAAAUUACUGAUAUGAAACUAUUCCAAUAGAUAGCCUAAAUUAUCAAGGUAGACAUCCCUAAUCUCAGUUAAAUUUUAUAAAUCAAACAGUAAGUAUAGGAUUAAGACAUAUUGAAUCAGCUCUUGCUUUUAAUUAUUGAUGUCAAUUUCAUUAAACGAGUCACCGAUUAAUAGCAAUACUGCAUCUUGUUACAAUAAUUCUACAUCAAUGAUCAUCAGCAAUACUUAAAAGUCACCUCAAUCUAGUAUCUGGCUCAAUUAUUGGUGAGUGUCAAUUAGAAAAGCCAAAUCCAAGAUCAAAUUCUAUAAAUUAUGAUCUACUCCUGUCAAUAUAACUUUAAUACUUUGAAAGAACAAUUCAAACUCUUCUUAAAAGUAGCUGAAGCAUCAACAAUUGAACUUAAAAUUAAAGCCGUUCAAAGUGCAACUAGAUUGGUUUCUGACUUAUUCAGAGAUGACUAAGACAACUUUAUUGUUUUUAGAGAUCAUAACAUUCAAAAUAAGAUCCUAAAUGACAUCCUUCUUCUCUUGCAAACUGAUAGUAUGGAUUGCUUGGUGGCAACUAUCACAUUAUUGGGACAAAUGCUUUAUGGAACUAAUGAUCUCUUAAGUUAAGGGAUGAUCUCCUACAUUUCUAAGGCAAUUUGUGUAACCAAUAACUUUGAUAACUUGUUGAAUGUGUUGACCUAAUUACUGAAGAUUAAUUGCUUAAGUGUUGAAAUUCUUUAGCACUUAUACUCUUAAACCAAGUAAUAAAAUAUCCUCGAAUACUAUCUUAAUUAUGUGAAGAAGAUUACGAUUGAAUAAUAACAACUCAUACUCUAACAAUAUUCAAUAUGGUUUUUGGAUCAAUUGAAGUUUGAAUCAAAUGAGAGACUCUUAGAGAUUUUUGUUUAUCUUCUAAAAUAGAAUCCUCGAUUCAUGUUUUAAACUUUGAUUCAUUUUCAAAUUAGAAAGGAUGUGUCAGCACUCAUCACUGUAGUCACUGAAGCAAUAGAAUAGUUCAAUGAGGAACAAAUAUAUCAAGUCUAACAGAUAAUGUUCCAGAUAUAUUUCUCAGUUCAAUCAUUCAAAAACUUUGAAGUGUUCUUAACUAAACUGAUGAGACAUGUAAUCUCUUUAGAAAAUGAGUAAGAACUAUCCAAAAUGGUUGAACAAAAAGAACUGCCCUUUGCCAUUCAAAAGAUUAUCAACUUAAGUUUUCCUCUUGAUAAGUUGAAAGAAUGGUUACUCUAUUUUACCAAACUCUUUUAAUAGACUUAAUCUCAACGCACAGAAGCGAGUUAAAGCUUUAUGAUCCAAAUAAUUGAUUUACUCAAAGCAAUUCAAUCAUAGAGUUAGGACGAAUAGGUAAAGGAGAGUAUUGAAUAAUUCCUUACUCAAAAUGAGCUAAUUCUUCAAUCACUCGCAGAACAAUAGGUGCAAGUAUUUGAUUCGAUUAAAUUUUAAGAAGAUUUUUAAGUUAUCCAAGAACAGUUGUUGAUUAAAUGGACUCAGGAACAGCAAUAGAUCAAGAUGAAUCAAUCAGAAGAAUUAUCUAAAUUAACAGAUGAAAUCAAUCAGGCUGCAGCAUAGAUGGAAGUGUCUGUUUACAAAUUGAUGAAUAAAACCAGAAAAAUCAGAGAAAGGUGGUGUAAGCUUUGGCACAAUUUACGAAUUACUGUAUAUAGACCAUAGGAAUGCAAAUUUCAAGUGGAUGAAUAAAUUGAUCAUGAUUACCAAUUCCAUGAGAAUCCUUAUUACAUCAAUAAAAUUGAGAAAUACAUCAAUAAAUGUUACUCUCGUCCAAUAUUAAAAAUAAAGUUUAAAAAGAAUCCUGAAUUUGAGAAUGAUGCUUAAGUGCCUCUGGAAAAGAAGUAGCAGUACAAAUGCUUUUGGCUAAAGAGUUUGUACUUAAAACAAGGAGGUGUCACAAUAGGAGAGGACAAGAUAACAUUCUCCUAUUACUCGUACUCUUAAUAAGCGAAUCACAUUACCUUGUUGCCCCACACGAUACCAAAUCACCAAGCCAUUCAAGAAAUCGUGGAAGAGGAAUCAGAUUAGAUGGCUGCAUGA
This is a messenger RNA of Paramecium tetraurelia, 2217 nucleotides long. RefSeq lists its product as uncharacterized. The record is from RefSeq and is a predicted model, not a curated record. The transcript has a single exon. Lineage: Eukaryota; Ciliophora; Oligohymenophorea; Peniculida; Parameciidae.